UCUGGUGGAUCCGUGCUUCAGCUGGGAAGAGGGAUCAGGAUCAGGCUCAGGAUGGAGCUGAAGGACUUUGCUCUAUCAGCCGACUAUCACUUUUUCAGUCCACGAUGCGUCCUGCAUUCCUCCUCCUCCUCACCCUCCUCCUCCUCAUCUCCAGCUGAUGAAGCUCAGUCUCCAUCCUCCUUCUUCCAGUGCUCCCCCCUCAGUCCCUCCUUUUCCCUGGACGCCGCUCCUCUCAGCCCCUCCCUGCCAGCCUUCCUCCCUUCCAGCCCAGCCACCUCCUCCUCCUCCUCCUCCUCCUCCAGCCUCCUCUGUGGAGAUCCGACUCCUGGCUCUCCUGCAGGAUGCAGCUCCAGAAGAGGCAGCGCUGUGGUGUCGGACAGCUCCAUGUGUUUCUCAGAGUCUCAGUCAGACUCCUUUUCAUCAAAGGUGGACUCCAUCCUCAGAGGCGACUAUCGGACUCCAAUGGGCACCAUGGGGCCUAAAAGGCUGUGUCUGGUCUGUGGAGACUUUGCCUCUGGUUACCAUUAUGGCGUGGCGUCCUGUGAGGCCUGCAAGGCUUUCUUCAAGAGGACCAUCCAAGGCAACAUUGAGUACAGCUGCCCGGUGAUGAACGAAUGUGAGAUCACGAAGAGGAGGAGGAAAGCCUGCCAAGCGUGCCGCUUCCAGAAGUGUCUGCAGGCCGGAAUGAUGCGGGAAGGGGUCCGUUUGGACCGGGUCAGAGGGGGCCGGCAGAAGUACAAGAGGCGGGUGGAGACAGGAGGGGUUUUCAGCAGCAGAGCUCCGUACAGCAUCCCUGUUGGCUCCAGGAACAAGCUGGUCUCCCAUUUGCUGCUGACAGAGCCGGCCCCACUGGCAGCCAAUCAGGAUAACUCAACGGACGACGGCAGCCUCCGGACCCUCCUGACCCUCUGUGACCUUCUGAACCGGGAGCUGCUGGUUCUGAUUGGCUGGGCCAAGCAGAUUCCAGGUUUCUCUGAGCUCUCAUUGGUGGAUCAGAUGUCGCUUCUGCAGAGCGGCUGGAUGGAGGCACUGCUGGUGGGCGUGGCCUGGCGAUCGCAGGGCAGGGUGGGGGAGGAUCUGGUUUUUGCCGGGAACCUCUGCCUGGACGAGGCUCAGUGCCGUGCCGCCGGAUUGGCUGACCUGUACGAGGAAGUGCGCCACCUGGCGGCCAGGUACCGGGCGAUGAAGAUGAGCCCUGAGGAGGCGGUGACGCUCAAGGCCAUGGCGCUCGCCAACUCAGAUGCCGACCCACUGGACUGUCCGGACUCUCUGCAGAAGUUCCAGGACGGGCUCCACGAGGCCCUGCAGGACUACGAGUGUUCCCGUGGGGAGCAGCACCGAGCGGGCCGCCUACUGAUGAGCCUCCCGCUGCUCAGACAGACCGCAGACCGGGCCGUGCAGGCUUUCCUCCGGCUGCACCGCCAGCGGCGCGUCCCCAUCCACAAACUGCUGCUGGAGAUGCUGGACGCCAAAGCAUGAGGAGCACUUCCUCUCUGCACGGCCGCAGCUGCUUUUCUCAGGGGACUUUAAGAACCAAUCUGUUUGCACAAAGAGACCAGAAAUAUUCCAAACCCCAGAUGGCAGAAUAUCUGAACAACCUGAAGGGGAUGGGUUUUAAAAACCUGGAAUCAUGAAGGUCCUUCAGAUAAAAUAAAAAUGCUGAAUCCACACUGUUUUCCACCAAUGAAUCAGUAGAUGAUCAGUGCCGGAGGUCUCCUCUUCAUAAAGACACUCCUGACUGAGGAGGGAGUAUCAUCAUCAUGUGUUUCAAGUUGUGAUGUAUUUUUCUA
Messenger RNA from Cyprinodon variegatus (sheepshead minnow), 1790 nucleotides. It is a transcript of the gene esrrd, whose product is annotated as estrogen-related receptor gamma-like. The coding region runs from base 52 to 1479 and encodes 475 amino acids. The transcript is spliced from 8 exons. Gene Ontology annotation, molecular function: zinc ion binding; steroid binding; nuclear steroid receptor activity. The record is from RefSeq and is a predicted model, not a curated record. Gene Ontology annotation, biological process: regulation of DNA-templated transcription. Gene Ontology annotation, cellular component: nucleus. Lineage: Eukaryota; Metazoa; Chordata; Actinopteri; Cyprinodontiformes; Cyprinodontidae.